AUGUUGUCCAAGACUUUUGCCGUCCUGGCGGCGGCGACGUUGACGUCGGCCGCUACGCCCAUGGGGUUCAUGCCCUCUUCAAACACCCCUCUAAUCGUUUCUUACGGAGGCAUCUCGGCACUGGAUGGCGUGAACCUACCCAAAGACUCUAGCCAAGUUCAACCCACGAUCGCAACUGAACAACAGCUGAAGGGACAGUACGCGGUGAUAAUGGUGGAUAUCGACGUCCCGACAAACCAGCCGCCCAAGACGGGCACGCUGCUCCACUGGUUGCAGACGGGCCUGAUGUCCGCCGACACGCCCGUGACGCUCAACACGACCGCCGGACCGAAAAAGGUCUUCGUUAUGCAGAACAGGAUGAACGCGGCCGCCCUCGCGCCGUACAUCGGUCCCAACCCGCCGGCAAGGGAGCCCCUCAGCCAUAGGUACACGUUUGUCGCAGUCGACCACACCAUGAUCACGCAGCAGGGUCUCAUGGCCCUCUCGGGCGCCGCCCAGAACCGUCGCGACUUCAACGUCAUGAACGGCUUGAUGGCCGCCGGGCUCCAGGACAAGGUCGUUGCCGGCAACUUCUUCCGCGUCACGAACCCGGGACCCGUUGGCGCUGGACAGGGAAUGCCCGGAGGAGGAAACAGCACCACUGGCGCCCCCAAGCAGCCGAUACCCGUCCCUCCCAGCGGCACUCCUACGACCCCCGAUAUGCCCGGUAUGCCCGGUAUGCCUGGUAUGCCCGGUAUGAGCAUGCCUCCGGGAAUGCCCAUGCCCAUGCCCGGUACGCCUGCCCAGACUCCCAGUGCCAGCGCGCCACCCAUUGGAGGCGCUCAGCCGUCGGCCCCUGCUCGUGCAGGUGCUCUCAGCCUCAGCCCGGGUCUCGGCGUUGUGUCAAUGGGUCUAGGCCUGGGCCUGAUUGGUUCGCUUUUCGUGUUGUUGUAA
Molecule: messenger RNA, 933 nt
Organism: Colletotrichum spaethianum
Lineage: Eukaryota; Fungi; Ascomycota; Sordariomycetes; Glomerellales; Glomerellaceae
Exons: 2
Coding region: 1-933 (310 amino acids)
Biological process (GO): regulation of Ras protein signal transduction; regulation of proteolysis
Molecular function (GO): peptidase inhibitor activity; phospholipid binding
Source: RefSeq, a predicted model, not a curated record